AUGGAUAAAAAUAAUAAUACAGAAAAUACAACAACAUGCGCACCUACUGAAAAAAAAGACUCACAUCAAAAUGAUUUAAACAAUAAAGAGGUGUAUAAUUAUUAUUAUUAUAAUAACAUAAAUGAUGGAAUGGGUAAUAAUAGAAUAGGAUAUAAUAAUAUACCUUGUGAAAAUAAUUAUGAUGGUAAUAGAAAUAUUCAAAAUUAUUAUAACUAUAAUUAUUCUUAUAUAAAUAAUAAAGAUCAUGUAGCAUAUGGUACACCCGGACAAUAUAUGAUGAAUUAUAAUUUUAUGGAUACAGGAUAUUAUCAUAUGAAUAAUAAUAAUAUGUUUCAUAAUACUUUAAAUUCUUUUGUUAAUAAAACAGGAGAUGUUAUUUCUCCAUAUCAUGCUCAUAAUAUUCAUCCAAAUUCUCAGCUAACAAUGAAAUAUAAAUUAACUGGUAAUAUAAUAACAAAUAAUUCUUUUCAUUCAUCAAAUACAAAUUAUACAAAUGAAGAAAAAAAAAAUUGUCUAGAAAUGACUAAUACAACAACAUAUAAUGUUAAUACAUUGUUAAGAAAUAAUAUUUUGUCUUCAGAAUAUUUUAAAUCAUUAAUACCAAUAAAAACAUUUAAAGAAGUAGUUGAUGAAAUUCAUUCUUAUGCUGAUCAUGUAGAACCAUAUUGUAUUGGAAGUAAUAGAGCACCAUCAACUCUUUUUUGUUGUCUUUAUAAGUUUUUUACAAUGCACUUAUCUGAAAAGCAG
Messenger RNA from Plasmodium reichenowi, 747 nucleotides. RefSeq names its product pre-mRNA-splicing factor 38B, putative. The annotation marks the transcript as partial. The record is from RefSeq and is a predicted model, not a curated record. Gene Ontology annotation, cellular component: precatalytic spliceosome. The transcript has a single exon. NCBI's taxonomy places the organism in Eukaryota, Apicomplexa, Aconoidasida, Haemosporida, Plasmodiidae.